AUGCCCGACCUCGUCGGCUCAGUCAACCACUUUGACAUCAAACGCAAAGCUCACGGCCUCAGCCGCAAGAGCACAGAGCAGACAUGGAACCCGUUCCGCCAUGUGUCCUGGGAUAACCGCCCCAGCAAGCGCUCCACCUGGGACGGCGCCAACCUCGAGGCCCAGCGCGAGGUCCCCAGCAGAGCCGCCGACGACGCAGAGACCGAGGAGCCGAUACACCACGUCCAGAGCGAGCCCGCGCCCCGGGACUCCGACACCGUACGCAGCCUGAGCAAGGACACGAGGACGGGGAGCGGCAGCGGCGAGACCAUGUUCGAGAACAAGAAGGAACAGGAGGCCGCAGACACCGGCCUGAGGAAUCGAAAGACCGACGCCGCCGGCGCGCAGGGCAGCUCACCACCCGACGAGGAGGAGAGGGAGAAGCCCAAGAAGCAAAAGUCCGGCCUCAUCCGCCACGUCGAGCCCAAGCAGCCUUUCACCGUCGCCAACCAGCUGCAGAGGACGCUGCUCUGCUCGUGGAUCAACGUCCUGAUCCUCGCCGCCCCGGCCGGCAUCGCCAUCUCCUACGUCAACGUCAGCAAGAUCGCCGUCUUCGUCGUCAACUUUAUCGCCAUCAUCCCCCUCGCCGCCAUGCUCGGCUUCGCCACGGAGGAAAUCGCCCUGCGCACCGGCGAGUCGCUCGGCGGCCUCCUCAACGCGACCUUCGGCAACGCCGUCGAGCUCAUCGUCGCCAUCAUCGCGCUCGCCGAGAACAAGCCCCUCAUCGUGCAGACCUCCCUCAUCGGCUCCAUCCUCUCGAACCUGCUGCUCGUCAUGGGCUUCUGCUUCUUCUUCGGCGGCCUCCGUCGCCCGGAGCAGUACUUCAACACCACCGUCGCGCAGACCGCCGCGUCCCUGCUCGCGCUCGCCGUCGCCUCCGUGAUUGUGCCCUCCGUCUUCGACAAGAACGACGGCACCAACAACCCGACCCACGUCGCGCAGCUGUCCCGCGGCACCGCCGUCAUCCUGCUCAUCAUCUACGCGUCGUACCUCUUCUUCCAGCUCAAGACGCACUCGGCCGUCUUCAACGAGGAGUCGCAGAAGGUCGCCGCGAAGCCGUGGUCGCGCGGCGGGCUCAAGGAGGGCGCCCUCGGCCGUGGCUUGGCGGGAGCCGGCGCGCGCAUGGCGCAGACGGGCGUGCGCGACCAUGACGAGCGGGCCGAGCUCAGCCGGAUUAUGAUGCAGCGCCCCAAGGAGGGCGAGGAUGACGACGAGGAGGAGGACCCUCAGCUGCACUUCCUGGUCGCGGUCGGCACGCUUGCUGGUUCUACGGUUCUGAUUGCCUUCUGCGCCGAGGCCAUGGUUUCGUCCAUCGACGCGGUGACGAAGGCGUCGGGUAUCAGCGAGGAGUUCGUCGGUCUGAUUCUGCUGCCUAUUGUGGGCAACGCCGCGGAGCACGCGACGGCUGUGACGGUUGCGAUCAAGGACAAGAUGGACCUGGCGAUUGGCGUGGCGGUCGGCUCGAGUAUGCAGGUCGCGCUGUUCCUGAUCCCGCUGCUGGUGAUCAUCGGCUGGGGCAUGGGCAAGGACGAUAUGACGAUGAGCUUUGACCUGUUCCAGGUCGCGGUGCUGUUUGUGGCGGUGCUGUUGGUGAACUACCUCAUCAGCGACGGGAAGAGUCACUGGCUUGAGGGGUUGCAGCUCAUUUGUCUGUAUGCCAUUAUUGCCGUGUGUUCAUGGUGGUACCCCGCCGAGAACGUCGCUGGCUAA
This is a messenger RNA of Colletotrichum aenigma, 1749 nucleotides long. RefSeq names its product Vacuolar calcium ion transporter (gene VCX1-3). Lineage: Eukaryota; Fungi; Ascomycota; Sordariomycetes; Glomerellales; Glomerellaceae. Gene Ontology annotation, molecular function: calcium:proton antiporter activity. Gene Ontology annotation, biological process: intracellular calcium ion homeostasis; calcium ion transmembrane transport. The transcript is spliced from 2 exons. The coding region runs from base 1 to 1749 and encodes 582 amino acids. The record is from RefSeq and is a predicted model, not a curated record. Gene Ontology annotation, cellular component: fungal-type vacuole membrane.